CUGAGGAACAACACUACUGCAAUGCACCCCAUAAACACAGUUUCAUUCCUUGAUUUCAUCCACAUCAUUGCAACUGGUUGUCCAGUUCAUUUUUCUUUGACACUGCUUUCUUUUCUGUUCUGUGUUAAAAGCAGCAACAAAGAAACAAUCCCAUUCCUUUCCAUCAUGCACAAAAAUGUUAACACUAACAAAGGGUCUCCUGGUGGGGUCCACCAUCUCCCCUCCUUUCCCCUUCAAUCACCAGAGAAAACCACUGCAACAGAGGCGACACUGCAACAGACAACACACACUUUCGUCUCUGCAUUGCCUCAGCACUACUCCUCUCAUCAUCACCACUACCAGUCUGCAAUAAUGUGA
This is a messenger RNA of Trypanosoma theileri, 357 nucleotides long. RefSeq lists its product as uncharacterized. The transcript has a single exon. The record is from RefSeq and is a predicted model, not a curated record. Lineage: Eukaryota; Euglenozoa; Kinetoplastea; Trypanosomatida; Trypanosomatidae.